AGGGAGACAAGUGGGGACAGGAUGGCAGUGCCUUGCAUGGAGCUGAACAACAAGAUGAAGAUGCCCAUCCUGGGGCUGGGCACCUGGCAGGCUCCUCCAGGGAAGGUGGAAGAAGUGGUGAAACACGCUAUCGAUGCUGGCUACCGCCACAUCGACUGUGCCUAUUUCUACCAGAAUGAGCAUGAAAUAGGGAAUGCAAUCAAGCACAAGAUCAAGGAGGGGGCUGUGAAGCGGGAAGACCUCUUCAUUGUCACUAAGUUGUGGAACACAUUUCAUGAGAAGUCCUUGGUAAGGGAAGGGUGCAAAAGGAGCCUUACUGCACUGCAACUGGACUACAUCGACCUGUACCUAAUGCACUACCCUAUGGGAUUCAAGGCUGGUGAAGAACUCUUGCCUGAAGAUGACAAGGGUAUGAUUAUUCCCAGUGACACAGAUUUUCUGGACACAUGGGAGGCCAUGGAAGAGCUGGUGGACUGCGGCAAGGUAAAAGCCAUUGGAAUCUCAAACUUUAACCAUGAACAGAUUGAGAGAAUCUUAAACAAGCCAGGAUUGAAAUACAAACCUGUAGUUAACCAGAUCGAGUGCCAUCCAUACCUGACCCAGGAGAAGCUGAUCAAGUACUGUCACUCUAAAGGAAUCGCCGUGACUGCAUACAGCCCCCUGGGCUCUCCUAAUCGGCCAUGGGCCAAACCAGGGGAACCUAUGCUGCUGGAGGAUCCUAAGAUUAAAGAGAUUGCAGCAAGAUAUCAUAAAACCCCUGCCCAGGUUCUGAUCCGGUUCAUUAUCCAAAGGAACUUGGCUGUCAUUCCCAAGUCUGACAAACAGCAGCGCAUUAAGGAGAACAUGCAGGUGUUUGACUUCGAGCUGUCUAAAAAGGAGAUGGAUGCCAUCCUCACCUUUAACAGAAACUGGAGAGCGAUUACAGUGCUGCAGUCUGCGAAUCACAAGGACUACCCAUUCAGUGCAGAGUAUUAACACCUGCAGUUUCAGCAACAUCCACAUCCUCCACCGCAAACCCUCUGGAUUAGGGAGUUCUAAUAGCUUCUAUAUAUAUAUAAUACUUCUAUAGCUGAGUCCUGAUUUCUUCUUUUGUACUCAACAGCCAUUGGGAGUGGUCACUUGUCCUUCUUUUUCAGGAGGACACCGCUAGCUGGUGAAAGAACGCAUCAACGGAAAUGGGUCUUUUGUUGAGAGGUUUAGCAGAAAUCUGGUUUUACUUCUUUUUUUUAACUCAACGUCUCAUUUCUGUUUUUCCUUCUCCUGCUUAACUGAAAACAUGUUUAGCAAAUGAAGAAAACCCUUGUAAGUAACCAGAGUUUUUAUGUUGUUUUCAGUGCGGUAAGCCUUACUGGCUCAUGAGUGGCUGUUGAGGAAUGCGGUGCUUAUUUACUUUGCUUUUUAUAUAGUUGUGAUUUUUACGGUAUGAAUAAUUAAUGCUUUAAAGUUUUAUAUGAAUAAAGAUUGAAUAAAAGCAAACAAAAAAGAGAAGUCUGAAUAACUUCAUCAGUCUGACACUUAGAUUUUUUUUCAUGUAGUUAAUUAUAAAAACACGCCUGAAGUCUAGUUUUCAAAUUUUAAUACAGGAAGGAAAGGCUCCUAUGGUUCCUGUCCCAGGAACUAAUUUGGGACUUAGGUAUCAAACAGGCUAGAGCUGUACCUAAAACGGACCUUCCUCUGAACAACCAGAAAUCAACUUUUUGUACAAUUUAAAGGUGGAAAAAGUGAAGACAGAAACAUAGGCAGUGAUAACUCACAAGAAAAUAGACCCAGCAGAUCACAGGUCCCGGAAAUCUCAAACAAAAUUAGAUUUUUGCAGUUCUGCUGGUAACAGUCUAUCCAAACAGGCUCUAGCUUUAUCUAAGAUAAAUACAAAAAAUAUAUAUUUUAUUUAAAAACACCAAUGCAAGCACUGAAGUAGACUCAAAAUCGCUUUAAAUGUUUUCAGAUAGAUGAUACUGGACCAAAGCAAAGGCUGAAUUUAAAAGUCUGUUCUGUGGCAUUCAGCACACUGACCACAGAAAGUCUGACUGGGAUGCCAGGUGAGCAACAGUAAGGCAUGAGUUAAGGUGCCAAUUGGGUAGUGUCUCAAAAAUCAUCUCCUCACCAUAGCAUCAAAAUACCAACACAACACGCAAUGCCACUGACCCAUCACAGGGAUUUCUCUGCAGCAGAUGCCAUGGGGAGGUGGUUCUGGUUCAGGGGACAAGCCAGGAACCACUUGUACAACGAUGUGUUCCUAAAAGCCAAAAAUUUCCCAGCAACGAGGAAAAGCAUUACUCCAGCCCAGGUUUGGAAGCACAUCCCCCCUGAGCUGCCUCACCUAGGGAAGCAGGAGAAACACUGCAAACGCUACAGCUCACACAGAGAACAUUUCACAACGCAGAUGCCAUGCCUGAGGUCAAGUACCUGCUUUUCUAGGCAUGUUGAUUUCUGGAUGUUGUCUCACACUGGCAAAUGUGAUAAUUAAGAUAAUUAUUUUAUUUUUCUCCCUUUAAGAAUACAUACAGUAAAGCUAAUGGUUUCAGGACAUAGCUGUCUGGUGUAGGAUGUGUACGAGGUAUAUAUCAGGAAAUGCAUCCCUCGAGCUUCAUGGCAAUGACGCCUUGUUUCACACGGCCUUAGAGGGGAUUCCUAUCUCAGUGACAACAGUUGCAAUUCCUACUCAUUAACAAACAGGGGGCUGCUGAUGGAAAUAUUCCAUUUAUUGUGAAUGCGGUUUCAGAAUACAUUGUUUGAACAAAUCAUUUUUAUUGCAGCUAUCAAAUGUAUUUGAAAGACUCAGAAGAGUGUUUACAAAACCCCCAAACAAAAAACAUGACAACUCAUAGACAAUGUCAGGCAUAGUUUCACCCCCUACAGAUAACUACACGCAUCUCUAUGUAAACAAGAUGUUUCAGCCAAGCAGGGAAGCUCAUCUUUGGGCUCUUCUCUGUUACUAAGAAGUCAGAUGCUGUAAGAGAUGGAAGUGGUGAAAGGGAGAUCCCGCUAGUUUCGAUGCACAACAAAGCUGUUAACAACACACUCGGGGGCUACUUCAGCU
Messenger RNA from Lagopus muta (rock ptarmigan), 3040 nucleotides. Its product is annotated as aldo-keto reductase family 1 member B10-like. Gene Ontology annotation, molecular function: aldose reductase (NADPH) activity. The coding region runs from base 22 to 975 and encodes 317 amino acids. Lineage: Eukaryota; Metazoa; Chordata; Aves; Galliformes; Phasianidae. Gene Ontology annotation, cellular component: cytosol. The record is from RefSeq and is a predicted model, not a curated record. The transcript has 10 exons.